AUGGCGGAUCUCCAAGUAUCACCCAUAUCUCAACUCCUCCACACACUGGGGUUAACGCGCGAAGACCUCAACAAACGCAGCGACCAGAUGCGACAAUUUCUCACAGCCGAUGACGCCCUGUCUUCACGCGUUCUCGAGCGCGAUAGUGGCUCCUCGCGGUCGUUGGCGCGUUCGCUGUCCCGCGCCAGUUCAAGUUCCCUCCGUGAAGGCACCCCGCCGGCCACACCAGUGAAGUCCGAACCACACGAGAGCACAAUCCCUCAUCGCCGUAUGGAUAGCAUGGAGAUGGUUUUGGAAAGGCAAAGACGUCAGAGGAAGAGCCGGAAGGAGCGAGAGCGCGAGUCGAGCAAAAACAUGCUACACCCGCCAUCCCCCUCCCCCAGUAACGCGUCUCAAUCCACGCCAAGUCUUGAUUCACACAUGCAUUCACGCGAUGAAUCACGGAAUAGUAGUCAAGCAGCUACGGCUGGAGGAUCUAGCGUCCCCAGAGAGACCGUUGAGCCCCCGCCAGUUACUCCUCAGAAAAGCAAGUACUACAGAGACCAUACAAUUUUAAGCGCAACGUCGCAGCCAUCCGAGGACUUGACAUGUAAAACUGAGACACCGACUCCCACGCGCCCCAUCACUCAGCCGCCGCCUCCUCCCCAGACCCAGCCUCUGCAUCCCUACUAUGCUUAUCCGGGGUACAUGGGCUAUUCACAUUAUUUGCCCGUGGCCUAUCGACCCGCACAACCCAGCUCCUCUUCCUCUAUUCCUAUCACCCCCCAGGCUCAGCGUACCCAAUCAGUUCCCCGUAAAAAGACCCCAUCACCUCUUCCACCAUCUUCCCCACCUCCACCCUCGUCUCCUAUGUCAUCGCCUGUUCGCAGGAUCAUCAACGUUGUCUCAUCUCCGGGACCAAUGGGUCCUGAACCCGAAGAGAACGAAUACGACAACUUACCCUAUAAACUCCCUCCUGGACCUUAUUCACCCAACAAACCAGACCUCUCCUACGCCGCACUCGUUGGCCGAGCGAUUUUAUCAUCUCCAGAGCAUCGUCUCACUCUUCAAGAGAUUUAUGACUGGAUUACAAUUGUCUACCCUUACUACAAGCGAGGCGAAACAACUUGGAUGAAUAGCAUCCGGCACGUCUUAAGCACUACAGUGUGCUUCCGCAAGGUUCCUCGAGAUCGCUCGGUCGGCAGGACUCUAUGGGCUAUCUAUGACGAAGAUUUGGAGUGCUUCAAAGAUGGUGGUUUCAAGAAGCAUUUGUGCAAGGAUUACAUAAACGGAAACGACGGCAAAGAGAAGGGUGCGUCCAAAGGUAAAGCCAGAGCGCGCAAACGGGGGGAAGAUGACGACAAUCCAGAGGGCCGCAAGACAAAGAAAGCGAAGAAAGAUCAGACCGCUUCGUCUUCUACCGCUGACAUCAGUGUUGUGCAGAAUUCUUUGCGUGGACAUGGACCGGUUUCCUCCCAUCUCUUGUUUCCCCCAACGCGCCCUACGCCUCAUCACCAACCGUACUAUGAGAGCUGUGUUGCGCAGCCUCAAACUUUCCCUGCCGAGCUCAUCUUCCCACCAUUGCCUGCCUCUGCUGCCUUCAACCGAGUCGUGAAUAAUAGCAACGGUUCAUCCGUUGGUCUUACGAGGUCAGAUGCGAGGCCAGCUAGUGCACAAAUUUCACCCCCUUCCACUCAAGAUGGAAACUCUCCUGCUCCGCCUGCCCUUUCGUCAGCCUCGUCUUCGUUCUCCUCUGCUUCUUCUGUACCCGAACUUACUCCCAACCGAAACUCUUCCUCAAGCCCUCCAUCGUCUUUACCCGCCACCAGCGAUGUGGACACUGACAUGCACGAUAGCCGUCCUGCGAGUGCUGGCGGCGAUAUCUACAAGACUCUCAGUUCCACAAUAAUCGCAGACCCCCUCGAUGAUCAAGAGGAGGCUUCCGUUUCCGCUGACGGAGACGAUGACGGUAUCUUCAACACCAUGUUACUUGGUCCCGUGCGAUUCUGGGGCGAGUCUCCGAAGACAGCUGGAGGUCUCCAACCAGGCAUUGAGCUCCUCAAUUUCAGCGAGUCUGACGACGACAACGACUCUAACGAAGAUAAGAAAGGGAAGAAGAAACAAGGCGUUCGAAAUCGGAAGAAUUCGUCAUUCCCUCCUGUACCCACCUCUCCUACUCUCGCCUGUCGCACUAAGCAAUCGAAGGCAAGCGGCACAGGCCGCCCUACCACACCCGUUUCCUCUUUGCCCCUACCGUCUACUCCUCGAAGUACUCAUCAAAUCUCUUCCGUCCGCACACCGAUCUCCCACAAGGGCCUUCAUAUGAGCCCGUCGACAAGCCUUGCUCACUAUAAGUCCAAUCUCGAUCCUCCUCCUGUCUAUACUGGCGGAAUAACGCCCACACCCUUGGAUUUCAUGCAGGGCGACGACGACGCCGAUCCUAUGCGGACGCCUCGAAAGUCUGGAUCCAGCACUAUGACAAUUUUUGGUAACCCAGUUACACCAAGAAAGCUCAUGUUCGGCAUGUCUGAUUCACCUUUCCGGACCCCAAGCGGCCAAUCUCCCUUCCGCACGCCUGGUUCUCGCCACAUCUUUGAUCCCCAUGACCCAAGGCGGCUCCUUGACGAGGAGUUGAACAGGAUGAAUAACGACAGUCCGGCCGGUCUGUUUGGCAAAGCGCGAGGUUCGCUGCUUUACGAUAGUCCAGGUUUGGACACGGACUCGCAUCCCAAGUGGUGGUGA
Messenger RNA from Cyclocybe aegerita, 2721 nucleotides. The record is from the annotation of a GenBank genome assembly. NCBI's taxonomy places the organism in Eukaryota, Fungi, Basidiomycota, Agaricomycetes, Agaricales, Hemipholiotaceae.